Telopea speciosissima is the source of this 1716-nucleotide messenger RNA. Its product is annotated as proline-rich receptor-like protein kinase PERK8. NCBI's taxonomy places the organism in Eukaryota, Viridiplantae, Streptophyta, Magnoliopsida, Proteales, Proteaceae. The transcript has 8 exons. Bases 87 to 1388 code for a protein of 433 amino acids. The record is from RefSeq and is a predicted model, not a curated record. Gene Ontology annotation, molecular function: protein kinase activity; ATP binding. Gene Ontology annotation, biological process: protein phosphorylation.
GUACAAACACAACGGCAAUUGCCAAUUCCAGUGGAGGGGGAAACACUGGUCCGGUGGUGGGAAUUGCUAUUGUAGUAAGCUUUGCAAUGCUUGGUCUUAUUGCGGUUGCUGCAUGGUUUGUGAAGAAACGAAAGAGAAAGGCAACUGUAUUCAGUGGUGGCUUAUUUAUGCCUUCACCGUAUGGCUCUUCUCAGCGGUCAGAUUCAUCCUUUAUCAAGCCCCAUUCUCUAGUUUCUCUUGUGAAAAGUGGCUCUGGAAGUGAAUUUAUGUAUUCGCCAUCAGAGUCAAAUGGGUUAGGGAAUUCAAAGUCAUGUUUUACAUAUGAAGAACUACAAGAGCUCACAAAUGGGUUCUCGCCACAGAAUCUGUUGGGUGAAGGUGGAUUUGGUUGUGUGUAUAAAGGAUGCCUACCAGAUGGAAGAGAGGUGGCUGUAAAACAGCUGAAGGUGGGUGGUGCACAGGGAGAGCGUGAGUUUAGAGCUGAAGUUGAGAUUAUUAGCCGUGUGCACCAUCGGCAUUUGGUUUCGCUGGUAGGAUACUGCAUAGCUGAGAAUCAGAGGUUGCUUGUUUACGAUUAUGUCCCAAACAACACCCUUUACUACCAUCUUCAUGGGAAAGGAAUGCCAGUAAUGGACUGGGCAACCAGGGUCAAGGUUGCUGCAGGUGCAGCUCGUGGAAUAGCGUAUCUCCAUGAAGACUGCCAUCCUCGGAUUAUUCAUAGGGAUAUUAAGUCUUCAAACAUUCUUUUGGACAACAACUUUGAAGCUCAAGUUUCAGAUUUUGGGCUUGCGAAGUUAGCUCUUGAUGCAAACACACAUGUAACAACACGCGUCAUGGGAACCUUUGGAUACAUGGCUCCAGAGUAUGCAUCAAGUGGCAAGUUGACUGAAAAGUCGGAUGUUUACUCUUUUGGGGUCAUGCUUUUAGAGCUAAUUACAGGUCGCAAGUCUGUGGAUGCAUCUCAGCCCUUAGGAGAUGAGAGUUUGGUUGAGUGGGCUCGGCCGUUGCUUAAUCAAGCGCUUGAUAGUGAAGACUUUGAAGGGUUGGUAGACCCAAGGCUUGAAAAUAACUACGUACGACAUGAGAUGUUCCGGAUGAUUGAGGCAGCUGCAGCAUGUGUGCGUCAUUCAGCUCCAAAGAGACCUCGAAUGGGGCAGGUGGUACGAGCUUUCGACUGUACAGGAGAGACCACAGAUCUAACUAAUGGUUUGAGACCAGGUGAAAGCAAACUCUACUCCGCACCACAAUCUGCACAAAUCAGGAUGUUUCAGAGGAUGGCGUUUGGCAGUCAAGACUACAGUUCAGGUUUCUUUAGUGAAAAUAGCUGGAGAAGCCAAGAAUAUGGGAAUAGCCAAGAAUAUGAGAGGAGCCGAGAAUAUGGGCCAUAAAAGAAGCACAGAUCAAUGUGCAGCAGUUCAGAGAUUGCCAAAAUUAGCUCAAGGGACAAGAGAGCGCUUCCAGGUCCUAGUAAAUUGUUUUUUUGUAAAUGUGGAAAGGACCUGGGGCUCAAGGAAAUGACUCGAUUCGGCCUUGGACCCAGCCAAGCCAAAUUGGUUACUGGGACGUGGAACUUGCCAGCUUCCCUUACAUUCGACGCAUCCUGGUGUGUAGUAUCCUGUAAUUUUUUGCUCUUGUGGUUUACAUGCUUAUGCUUGUAAUGGUCCAUUUUCCAUUCUCUAUUAUUUUUCAGAAUUGUCAAUAAAACUCCAUUUUCCC